Leguminivora glycinivorella is the source of this 686-nucleotide messenger RNA. RefSeq names its product glutenin, high molecular weight subunit PW212-like. Bases 117 to 599 code for a protein of 160 amino acids. Lineage: Eukaryota; Metazoa; Arthropoda; Insecta; Lepidoptera; Tortricidae. The record is from RefSeq and is a predicted model, not a curated record. The transcript is spliced from 4 exons.
CUUGCGCCCGCGUCUCUUUUAUAGCCAUACCCGCGGCCCGGGACCGCCAGAAGCGGACGACAUUCGCGCCGAGCGGACGAAACCUUAUAUGUUUAGUCAUAAUUAUUAUAACAAUCAUGAAGACGCUGUGCAUCUUUUUUGUUAUUGCUAUCACCAGCACCAUGGCGAUGCAGAUCAGGCCUAAGCGGCAGUCCAGCCAAUCCGGCGAGGACUCAAAUGACUUAGAAGACCGCUACGGCAGGCAGAACCAGGGCAGACCACAGUGGAACCAGUUCCAGAGACCGAACCGAUUCCCUGGACAAAACCAGUUCCCGGGGCAAAACCAGUUCCCUGGCCAAAACCAAUUCCCGGGGCAAAACCAAUUCCCUGGACAAAAUCAAUUCCCUGGACAAAAUCAAUUCCCAAGCCAGAAUCAGUUUCCAGGACAGGGACAAUUCCCUGGUCAGGGCCAGUUCCCAGGACAAGGGCAGUUCCCAGGACAAGGACAGCUCCCUAACCAAAACCAAACCAGAACCAACAGUCGACUGCAUCCCCUACCCCUAACAAUGGAAAUAGCAACACUGCGAGUCAGGACCGCUGCAUCAGCCAGUGCCCCGUGACGGCUGAGUACAACCCCGUGUGUGGCACCAACUUGGUACAAUACCCCAACCCUGGUCGCCUGGCGUGUGCCCAGUCGUGUGGCGUCA